AUGAGCAGGCCAGAAGACCCAGCCCAGCCAGACCCUGAAAGCUGCAGAGGUGCCAUGAGUACUGAGGAAGAUGCCACGUGGAUUCAGUGGGUGACACACCAGUUUGAGACCAUUGUGGGAAAAGACUGGGAGAUCAACCUGCAAGAAUUCAAAGCAGCCCUGAAUGUGAACGAGUCCUUCUUUGCCGAGACAUUCUUCACCCUGUUUGACCCCGAUGGAGGCGGCACCAUCACCCUCCAGGAGCUGCUGGAGGCCCUGACCCUGCUCAUCCACGGCAACCCCAUGGAUAAACUCAAAUUCCUCUUCCAGGUGUACGUCGAUGGCAGCGGCUCCAUCGUGGAUGAGCUGCGCACCGUGCAGCAGUCGUGCGUGUGCGAGAGCGCCAUCUCGCGGCCGGACGAGAAGCUGGACCAGCUACUGGAGCUCUUGGAGUCGGCCAACAAGGACUGCAACCGCGCCAGCACCUUCGACCCCCUUCGGAACGAGCUACAGCGCUUCCCCGGGGUCAUGGAGAACCUGACCAUCAGCGCUACCCACAGGCUGAUGCCCCCUGCCCCCCGCGCCCAGCCGCGCCGGCACCGUGCCCGCCCUCUGACCUCCGCCUAUUGGUCCAACCACCGCAGCCACCUGCUCUGUCUGGCCGCCGACGCGGGCCUCCACGUGUUGCUCUUCGCGCUGGUGGCCAGUGCGCACCGGGCCCCCGGCCCCUGCGUCAUGGUGGCCAAAGGCUGCCAGUGCCUCAACGUCGACUGUAGCUUCAUCGCGGUGCUGAUGUUCAGGUGCUGCCUGACAUGGCCACAGGCCACCUGGCUGGCUCAGAUCCUGCUGCUGGACUGGAACAUCCAGUUCCACCAGCUCAUGGGCUACGUGGUGGUUGUGCUCUCCCUUGUGCACACUGUGGCCCACGUUGUGAGCUGUGUGUCCUAUAGGCCCACGCUCCAGGCUCAGUCCGAGGCCAGCGCCUUCCUGUUCUGGGAACUGCUGCUCACCACCAGGCCUGGCAUCAGCUGGGUCCAUGGCUCGGCCUCCCCGACCGGUGCUUGUUUGCUCCAGCUCCUGUGCCCCUUCUUGGAGCUGCAUAUGUACAUGACCUCUGCACUGGGCAAGCAUGACAUGAAGGUCAGUAGCCUGCAGAUGGCCCUUGACCUCCUGGCCGAGAAGGAGACGAAGGACUCCAUCACAGGCCUCCAGACAUGCACCCAGCCUGGGCGGCCUGACUGGAGCAAGAUGCUCCAGAAAGUGGCUGCUGAGAGGAAGGGCAAGGUGCAGGUCUUCUGUGGCUCCCUAGUCCUGGCCAAGGUGCUCAAGGGCCACUGUGAGCAGUUUGGCUUCAAAUUCUUCCAAGAGAACUUUUAG
Callorhinus ursinus (northern fur seal) is the source of this 1356-nucleotide messenger RNA. RefSeq names its product NADPH oxidase 5 (gene NOX5). Lineage: Eukaryota; Metazoa; Chordata; Mammalia; Carnivora; Otariidae. Gene Ontology annotation, cellular component: plasma membrane; NADPH oxidase complex. Gene Ontology annotation, molecular function: superoxide-generating NAD(P)H oxidase activity; calcium ion binding. The record is from RefSeq and is a predicted model, not a curated record. Gene Ontology annotation, biological process: superoxide anion generation; defense response.